Molecule: messenger RNA, 4283 nt
Organism: Gasterosteus aculeatus aculeatus (three-spined stickleback)
Lineage: Eukaryota; Metazoa; Chordata; Actinopteri; Perciformes; Gasterosteidae
Gene: gabbr2
Product: gamma-aminobutyric acid (GABA) B receptor, 2
Biological process (GO): gamma-aminobutyric acid signaling pathway; G protein-coupled receptor signaling pathway
Cellular component (GO): G protein-coupled receptor heterodimeric complex; membrane
Molecular function (GO): G protein-coupled GABA receptor activity
Source: RefSeq, a predicted model, not a curated record
CACGGCGAGCAGCAGCAGCAGCGGCAGCGGCAGCAGCGGCGGUGGUUCCAGCGCUUCUCUGACGCACCACCGGAGAUGAGCAUCCCGCUCCCACCGGCUGUCAAGGCAUCUCCGCCUCGGACCUCCGCUGUCAAGCUUUCAACGCCAUCCUGUUUGUUUUUGGCCACUGUUACCCGUGUCGCUUCGCUGCCACCUAGUUGUGUCACAUCGAGCAGUUGAAAGCCAGCGCUUGGCUUGGAAUUUACUUCGGAGGUGAUUUUGUAUCCGCAGCGGCUGUCAACGGGAGUGAUUGAUUCCUGUCCACACUCACUGGGGUGGAGAGGGAGGGGGGGUGGGGGUCUCCUCCUUGUUCGGGGCAUCCUUCAGAACGUUGUUGUGCUUCUGUGAUAGGUGGUUUAAUUCAAAGGUGAAAGAGGAGGCGGAGAACCGUUUGGAUGACGGACACCGAAACGCAAUAACGCGGAUCGCUGGAAUAUUCUCACAGAGGUGCCGCUACAGACAAGACAUAUUUUUCUUCUCCUCAGUUGGCAUUCAUAAUCCGCACGACGAGUUUGCCCACUGCAGGGGCUGCUGCGGCUUUCGCGUCUGCUCUGCCCUGUUUUUAAUACUAUUUACUUGAGCAUCGGGCGUCAAAGCAUCCCGGACGAGCUUGCGAUGCCCAAACAGUGAGGGGAGGGGUGGGUGGGGGGCACAGUGCGGGCAUUGCAUUUUGGUCACCAAGCGAGGUAGCAUGGCUCCAGCCCGGAGGGACUGCAGCGGCUGUGGGAUGAUCCUCCCGACGGGAUGCCUGCUCCUCUCUGUUUUGCUCUUCCACCCUGCCCUGGCCAAGGUGUGCAACGACCGCACCAAACACGGGCAGGACAACAGCUGGUUCGCCAGGGACGGGGAGAACUUGCCCAUUAUGGUGCUUAUGCCCAUGAACGAGUCGGCCCUGAUGAGCAGCAUCAGCCAGGGGAUCGAGCCCGCGGUGCAACUGGCCAUCCAGCACAUACGGGAGUCCAGGAAGUACUCGUUCUCCCUCAUCACCAAAAUCUAUGACACCGAGUGUGACAACGCCAAGGGGCUGAGGGCCUUCUUUGAUGCCAUAUGCUACGGUCCCAAGCACCUCAUGAUAUUUGGCGGCGUCUGCCCCUCUGUGACCUCCAUCAUCGCUGAGUCCUUGAAGGGCUGGAAUCUGGUGCAGCUGUCCUUUGCAGCAACAACCCCAGUUCUGGCAGAUAAGAAAAAGUUCCCCAACUUCUUCCGCACCGUCCCAUCAGACAACGCCGUGAACCCAGCGGUAGUGAAGUUUCUCAACUUCUACGACUGGAGCCGCGUGGGGACGCUCACACAGGAUGUGCAGAGGUUCUCUGAGGUGAGGAAUGAUCUAACUAAUGAGCUGGAGAAAGCAGAUAUUCAGAUUGCAGAUACAGAAAGUUUUUCCAAUGACCCUUGCGUCAAUGUCAAGAAGCUCAAGGACAACGAUGUUAGAAUCAUCAUCGGGCAGUUUGACGAGAACCUGGCAUCCAAAGUCUUCUGCUGCGCGUACAAUCUUAACAUGUUUGGCAGUAAAUACCAGUGGAUUAUCCCCGGCUGGUACCAGGGCAACUGGUGGGAGCAGGCCAACAGUACCAACUGCACCACCAAGAAGCUGCUCACAGCCAUGGAGGGAUACAUCAGUGUGGACUUUGAGCCGCUCAGCGCUCGACAGAUCAAGGGCAUCUCUGGCAGGACCCCUAAGGACUACGAGCGGGAGUACAGCCGAGAGCUUCAGCAGAAAGGUGUGGAGGCCAGCAAGUUUCACGGCUUUGCCUACGAUGGGAUCUGGGUCAUCGCUAAAACCUUAACUCGCGUGAUGGAGCUGCUCCGGGUAAAACAUCGGCAGAACACCUUCCAUAACUUCACUGUGGAUGACCGCGAAGUGGGGAAAAUGGUGCUGGACGUCAUGAAUGAAACCAACUUCUUUGGUGUUACAGGCCAAGUCAUGUUUCGGAACGGUGAGAGGAUGGGCACAAUCAAAUUUAACCAGUUUCAAGAGGGCCAUGAGGUGAAGGUGGGCGAGUACAACGCAAUUGCUGAUGUCCUGGAUCUCAUCAACAACUCCAUAAGGUUCCAAGGUCUGGAGCCUCCCAAGGAUCGUACGUUUGUGCGUCUGCAGCGGCGCCACAUCAACGUACCCCUGUACAGCAUCCUGUCCACCAUCACCAUCCUGGGCAUGCUCAUGGGAGGGGCCUUCCUGUUCUUCAACAUCAAGAAUCGCAACCACAGGCUAAUCAAGAUGUCCAGUCCCUACAUGAACAACCUGAUCAUCCUAGGAGGCAUGCUCUCCUACGCCUCUAUCUUCCUGUUUGGCCUGGAUGGAGGUUUUGUCUCCGACAAAGAGUUUGAGACCCUCUGCACCGUCCGGACAUGGAUCCUCAUUGUUGGAUACACAACAGCUUUUGGGGCCAUGUUUGCCAAGACCUGGAGGGUGCACGCCAUCUUCAAGAAUGUGAAGAUGAAGAAGAAGAUCAUAAAGGACCAGAAGCUAUUGAUCAUCGUUGGCGGGAUGCUGCUAAUUGACUUGUGCAUCCUUAUUUGCUGGCAGAUCGUGGACCCGCUUAAAAGGACGGUGGAAGAGUACAGCUUGGAGGCCGACCCCCAAGGCCGCGACAUAGCCAUCCGUCCCUUCUUGGAGCACUGUGAGAACACCCACAUGACCAUUUGGCUGGGUAUUGUUUACGCCUACAAGGGACUGCUAAUGUUAUUUGGCUGUUUCUUGGCCUGGGAGACCAGGAACGUGAGCAUCCCUGCUCUCAAUGACAGCAAAUACAUCGGGAUGAGCGUCUACAACGUGGGCAUCAUGUGCAUCAUUGGUGCCGCCGUGUCUUUUCUCACCAGGGACCAGCCCAACGUGCAGUUCUGCAUCGUGGCACUGGUGAUCAUCUUUUGCAGCACCAUUACGCUCUGUCUGGUCUUCGUUCCCAAGUUAAUCACCAUGAGGACCAACCCCGACGCAGCGACCCAGAACCGCAGGUUAAAGUUCACCCAGAACCAGAAGAAGGAGGACUCCAAGACCUCCACCUCAGUCACCAGCGUCAACCAGGCCAACACUUCGCGGCUGGACGGUCUUCAAACUGAUAACCACCGCCUCCGUAUGAAGAUUACAGAGCUGGACAAAGAGCUGGAAGAAGUGACCAUGCAGCUGCAAGACACCCCAGAGAAAACUCCCUACAUCAAACAGAACCACUACCCGGACGCCAACAACAUCCUCAGCAUACGCAACUUCACAGACGGCAAAGAUGGAGAGAAGUCAAUAUUGAAGAAUCACCUGGAGCAGAAGCCUCAGGCGCAGUGGGGCUCCAUGGAUCCUUCCAGAAUAAACAGAGGUCCCCUCGAGGACAUCAACUCGCCUGAACACAUACAGCGUCGACUGUCCUUGCAGCUCCCCAUCCUGCACCACGCCUACCUCCCUUCCAUAGGAGGCGUCGAUGCCAGCUGCACCAGCCCCAACGGCAGCCCUGGUUCCAGCCCACGGCACAGACACAUGCCCCCCUCCUACCGGGUUAUGGUCUCUGGCCUGUGAGCUCCUUUCACCCCCGACCCCACCCUUCUCCACCCCCCCUCACCCUCCAACCACCACCUGGCUCUUUGCAAGAGGAGACAUGUAUGGUUCUGUUUUUUCUACAACAAAUAGACUGAUGUCGCCAGCGUAUGUGCGUAUUUCGUCUCAGAACAAGGAGGACCGGGGGGGAGGGGAGGAGGGGAGGAGGGGAAGGGGGGGGACGAGUAUGCUUCUUCACCCCAGCCUCUCUUGAAAACUGAACCCCCCCCCCCUCCCUCAGUCAGGAAAGGGUGGGAGGAGACAGAGUGGACACUACAUGACUCUUAUGAACUCCCUGCAAGGCCCUUGUUCAUCUGCUGGGCAAGUACACACACGCAUAUUUACACAAACACAAAUACACACACACACACACACACUCACAACAGCAGACACACUGACGCCCCAAUAGCAGAAGAGCGGCGGACCAGCCCCGACCUGACGUGUAGCCUUAUCUGCUUCAGAGGGGAUUUGUCUUUUUCUGUUCCUUAUCGGUUGUGUGAAUGUGCUCGCGGCGACGCGUGAGCUUGUCAGAGUAUUUCACCGCUUCAGUGACUGGAUACCAGUCUGGAGACAUGGAUUUUUACAAAAACCCAACAAUAGAAAUCACCCCCCCCCCCUUCCCAUUAUUGUGGAGACAUGUAUAUAAUGAUCAUUUCUGACUUUGAUGUAAUGUACGCUUUGUAUAUGAUGUGAAUGGAAAAUUAAAGGGGUUCUAAAUGUA